AUGGUCGGCAUUGCAAAUGGCGCUAGUCCUGUGAAGGAGCGAAGCCGCUCCCCCAAAAAGGAGUUGAAGACGGAUCCUGUCAAGCCGCAGCUGUCCGAAGAAGAUCUGCAAGAUGGGUUUUCUGCAGCUCAAGUCUUUGGUUCCAAAACGGCCAUGAGUGGCUACACGUACGACGAUCUCAUCUGCCUGCCUGGGCACAUCAACUUCGGAGUGCACGAUGUUUGCUUGGGGUCCCGGUUCACGAAGCGCAUCUCCUUGCGCACGCCUAUCGUGUCCAGCCCGAUGGACACAGUGACAGAGUCCAACAUGGCUAUCGCCAUGGCUUUAGAAGGCGGCAUUGGUGUUAUCCACACGAACAUGGCCAUCGAGGACCAGGCGAGGGAAGUCUCGCGGGUAAAGAAAUACAAAGCCGGCUUCAUCCUGGAUCCCGUCUGUGUUCUGCCUACGAUGACCUUGGAAGAGUUGGAUGUGCUCAAGACCAAGCACGGUUUCACCGGAUUCCCGGUCACGGAGAACGGACAGAUGGGUGCCAAACUGCUUGGCUUGGUGACAAAGCGCGACACCGACUUCAUAGGGGACCGGAAGACGCGGCUCAGCGCCAUCAUGACGCCAGCAAAGGACCUGGUGACCAUGCGGGAAGGCUGUGACCUCUUGGAAGCGAACGCCCUUCUGCAGAAGUCAAAGAAGGGCAAGCUCCCGAUCAUCACCCAGUCGGGCCUGCUGGUGGCCAUGGUCUCCCGAACAGACAUCAAGAAGAAUGUCGAGUUUCCCAACGCGACAAAGGAAGCGGUGAACAAGGGCCUCCUAGUCGCUGCUGCCAUCGGCACCCGGCCCAACGACAAGGAGCGUGUCCGAGCUCUCGUGGCUGCUGGUGUGGAUGCUGUCGUCAUCGACAGCAGCCAGGGCGACAGCUUGUUCCAGCACGAAAUGAUCAAGUGGAUCAAGAGUAACUUCCCAGACCUGCAGGUGGUCGCCGGCAAUGUGGUCACGAAGCGGCAGGCCAAGAACCUCAUCGAAUGCGGGGCCGACGCCCUCCGCGUGGGUAUGGGCAUCGGCUCCAUUUGCACCACCCAGGAAGUCUGCGCUUGCGGCCGGGCACAGGCCUCUGCCGUCUACAACGUGGCUAAGCUUGCCAGGAUGUACGGUGUGCCCAUUCUGGCAGAUGGCGGCAUUUCCAGCCCUGGUCACAUCGUGAAGGCGCUGAGCCUCGGUGCCGGUGCCGCCAUGUGCGGGAGCCUGCUCGCAGGAACGUCCGAGACACCUGGAGAGUACUUCUACUCAGAGGACGGCAAGCGGCUGAAGCGUUACCGCGGAAUGGGCUCGAUCGACGCCAUGAAGAAGGGCUCCGACGACCGGUACUUCGGCACAACCUCGGCAAUCAAGGUAGCCCAGGGUGUCUCCGGCACGGUCCAGGACAAAGGCAGCAUCCACAGAUACAUCCCGUAUCUCACUCAGGGCAUCAGACACGGAAUGCAGGACAUUGGCGCCAAGAGCGUUGACCAGCUGCAGGCGAUGCUGCAGGAGGGUCAGCUGCGCUUCGAGCUGCGUUCAGCCGCAGCCCAGAGGGAAGGAGGCGUCCACGGCCUCCACAGCUUCGAGCGCAAGCUCUUUGACUCGUGA
Messenger RNA from Symbiodinium sp. CCMP2592, 1620 nucleotides. The record is from the annotation of a GenBank genome assembly. NCBI's taxonomy places the organism in Eukaryota, Dinophyceae, Suessiales, Symbiodiniaceae.